AUGGGGUACUCAGAAACUCAGAAAGGUGAUGUCACUCUUAGACAAGGAGGUGAAUCAGAAGUGGAGUGUGGACCGAAAGUUGAAGGUGUUAUGCCAGAAGAUUCUGAACAAGACAUAGUAACAAGAACUACAACUUAUGCAAAAACAUGUAAAGAGCCUAAAUGGAUAGAGGCAAUGCAUGCUGAGAUACAGGCACUAACAAACAACAUAACUUGGGAACUGGUUGAUUUGCCGAAAGGAAAGUCUGCAAUUGGUUGCAGAUGGAUUUAUAAAAUGAAGUACAAGUCUACUGGGGAGGUAGAAAGAUUUAAAACAAGGUUAGUUGCUAAGGGGUACAGUCAGAAAGAGGGGAUAGAUUACAAAGAAACAUUUUUCCUUGUGGUGAAAAUGGUGACU
Molecule: messenger RNA, 396 nt
Organism: Solanum verrucosum
Lineage: Eukaryota; Viridiplantae; Streptophyta; Magnoliopsida; Solanales; Solanaceae
Exons: 3
Source: RefSeq, a predicted model, not a curated record